GCCUGCGACCUCCAUCAGGGAGGGGAUGGCCGAUGGCGACGCCCCCAUCCCCCAGAUUUUGGGAAUCUUAGCAGUGGAGGUCCCACUUAAAUCCCCCAAAUUCGGAAUGAGUCCGCAAUUUGUGUUUCCGCACUGAAAACCUUUUCAAAUAGAGGAUUCUUUUUUUUUUUUUUUUUUGGGGAUGAAUUUUCAAUGAGAGGUACUUUUUUUAGCUGAAUUUUCAAUGAGAGGUACUAGGUGGAUAGAUACUAUGUCCGGGAUAAUGACAUGCAGUGAGUGGAACUGAGCUUUUGUUCAUGCACCCGGCGCAUGCACGCCCACGGGCUAAGGCCAACCGCCUGGCUUCCAUUCAACGUGCAGUGUUCGCGUCUGUGGGCUUACAUGCACCCGUGUCCAUGCAUUGCCUCAGGGAACUCUUCUCCUCCGCCUCUCUAUGAUCUCCCUCGCUCCCUCUCUCGAGGACUCUCAAUGUCUUUUCCGUCACUCUCCUUCAGUCAGCGUUUACAGUCUUCGCCGGUACGGACAUUGCAUCUGUAGCAUCCGGUGGUCGGAGCUGAAGCCCAACCGUCACCUCGUUGCAGAGAGGUUUACUCUGUGAAAGAUGGCUGACAGCGAAAGUGAAAGAGCAAAGUUCUGCCGAUUAUGAAGAUCCUCAGAUUCAGCGAAAGAAAGACGAGAUUCUCAACAGUGAGCGGGCCAAUAUAUGGUGCUCCGAGACCUGAGUCUCUCUCCCACAAGAACCGAGGUGGGGAAGGGCGGAGGGAGGUGGAACUUACAACACAGAAAUUUCCUUCUUUCAGUAUGAAGGAUCCGAACGAUUGGCCUGAAGGAAGUAAUGCUGGUAGAAAUGAGCAUUUCCUGAUGUCUGGGCAGCUGGACAUGUGCAAUGACCCUUACUGCAGAACUUGCCCGACCUAUUACCAUUAUGACGAAGCAAAACGUAAAACAUCAAAAAGUUUGAGGGAAUUUGAUUCGUGCCGUAAGGAGGAUGCAGAGGGACGGGCAAAGAGAUUUAAAUCUUAUAUUUUCAGCUGUGUACCCUGUGUUAUGAAUCCUCAUGCUAAAGUUGUUCAGCUGCGGAGCAAGUUCUUUGUCAUAUCUUGCUUGGUCGCAGUCGUCGUCGACCCUCUGUUCUUCUUCUUGCUGGGAGUUCAAUUGGAUAAUAAGUGCAUAGUUUUGAACGGAACCAUGACCACGACGAUAGUUGUUUUCAGAUGCGUGACUGAUUUCAUGUACAUCCUUCACAUACUUCUUCAGUUUAGGUUGGCCUAUAUAGCUCCCGAGUCGAGAGUGGUUGGUGCCGGAGAUUUGGUUGGCAAUCCAAGGAAAUCGCCCUCAAUUACCUGCAAGGGUAUUUCUUCAUAGAUCUCUUCAUUGUAAUACAGCUCCCUCCGAGCAACUGACCUUGAAGAAGUCACGAGGCUCUUUGCAAGGUCCUUUCAGAAUCCUCAGAUUCAAGGAGUCAUAAGGUUUGCUUCCAUCUAAAACUACUUCGCAGAGAACCGAUUCUAUUCGGUCGAGAAAUUGUGAUAUGGCUUUCCAUCUCAACAGGUAUGUAUCGCCCUACUGGAGAAGAUUUGCAGCAACUGCAAUCCAAGUCGCAUGGAGAUAUAGGAAGAAAUGUAAAACUCGCAACACCAAUUCUCGGUCCCUACACUCUAGCAAGUAAAACUCAUGAACUUUUGUCUUCAGAGAAUUUGAGAUACGCUAUUAUACCGGGCUUCUAGCAGCUCCUAUGAGCAGCGAAAUGUAAUGACAUGUCAGCUAGGAUCAUUCUUAUUCUAUAUAUUUCAGGAUACCGAAUAUGUUGUUUAGAUCAGUUGUUCGGGUCAGUACUUGUUUAUUAAACUUCAAUGCUAAAGGUGAAAUUAUCUUGU
This is a messenger RNA of Punica granatum (pomegranate), 1877 nucleotides long. Lineage: Eukaryota; Viridiplantae; Streptophyta; Magnoliopsida; Myrtales; Lythraceae. The record is from RefSeq and is a predicted model, not a curated record.